AGGAGGAGGGGGGUGCAGGCAGCACAGGGAAGGGCUGGCAGGGCCAAGGGCCCCCAGGUGUGAGCCCAGGCUUGCAGGCCAGCCGGCUUCUCACCUCCUGAAGUAGUGCGCUGCUGGGUAGGUGGGCAGCAGUUUGUGCCUCAGGUACUGGAAGUCCUGCUCACUCCACACCUGAGGGAAGGGGCAGAGGUACCUCCCCGGCCCCGGCCCCGGCCCCGGCCCCGGGGAGAGCGCCCCCGCCGCCCUCCCUCCAGCCGGGCUUGCGCACCAGCCCCGCGCAGCCCCACCUCCUCCAGCAGAGCGAGAUCAAAGCUCUCCAUGUUCAGAAAGUCUCCCAGGCGCUUCACGCGGUCGGCCCUGUGCCUGCUCAGGAGUCCUCGCGCGCAGCCAUGGCGAGCCAGCAGCAGUCGUCCCCGUGCAGCUCGCAGACGCCGCCCGAGCAGCCGCUGCAGGUGAAGGUGGUGGGGCUCUUCAAAAGCUCCAGCUUUCAAAUUGCCAAGAGCACCGCUGAGAGUCUGAAGAAUAAUUAUCCAUCCAAAUUUGAAGAUCCUAUAAUAGUUCCUGUUCAAGAAUUUACAUGGGAUCAAUAUCUGCAGGAGAAAAAAAGGGAACUUAAGAAUGAAAUCUGGGAAUAUUCGUCCUAUGUGAUGUGUUUUAUUAACGAUCAGCUCCUGGGUGAUGCACUUGAUCUUCAGAAAUGGGCCCACAAAGUGUGGGAUAUAGUUGAUUUUAAGCCUCCUGCACUUUAUGAAGCACUUACUGUGGAUUAUUCUGCCAAAUUCUUGAGAGACACCAAGCAUGAUUUUGUAUUCUUGGACGUUUCUAUUGAUUUUUAUCCAAUUGGAAGAUUGAUUUUUGAGCUAUAUUGUGAUACAUGUCCCAAAACAUGUAAAAAUUUUCAGAUCUUGUGUACAGGAAAAGCAGGGUUUUCCCAAAGUGGCAUCAAGCUACAUUACACAGGUUCCAUUUUUCAUCGAGUGGUACGAAAUGGUUGGGUACAAGGAGGAGAUAUAGUUGCUGGAAAAGGAGAUGGUGGAGAGUCAAUUUAUGGACCAACAUUUGAAGAUGAAAACUUCUCAAUUCCUCAUAAUAAAAGGGGAGUUCUUGGAAUGGUCAACAAAGGCCGUCACAGCAAUGGGUCACAAUUCUACAUCACACUACAAGCAACUCCAUAUCUAGACAGAAAAUAUGUGGCUUUUGGGCAACUGAUUGAAGGCACAGACGUUCUUCAUCAGCUAGAACUGGUUCCAACAGAAAAUGAAAGACCAAAACAAAAAUGUAUAAUUACUGACAGUGGAGAGCUUUAUGCCUAACUUUCAUAUCAGUAUUUUCUGACAAUUUAUUAUUAUAUAUCUGAUCAGCUGUUUCUAGAUUUAAUUAAACAGUGCUUGAUACGAUUUAAUUUGAAAGCUGUGGCAGACGGUGUAGGUUAGCCUCCCAACACCCAAUCCCUUCCCAUUUUCCUUUCUUGCCUAAAGCAAAAUACACAAUUUUCCAGCCUCCUCUCCAGCCAGGAGUAGCAAUGGGAUACUGUUCUGGCCAAUGAGACAGGAGCAGAAUGCCAGCGGUCCUGCCCCUUCCCCGCUAUCCAGUCUUGAAUGCAAAGAGGCUGCAGCCAUGGAGGAAAGGCCAAGAGAAUAACAGAGAUGUCAGCCCCAGUUCUUGAGCUGCGGGACCAAUACCAGCAACUGCCUAUGUCUAGACUUCUUACUAUAUGAGGCAAAUAGACCCCUGUUUGUUGAUUGAUUACUCUGUUGCUUGUAGCCAAAACCAUUCUUAAUUUAGCAGCAGUACCUAAUGGCUUUUGAAUCCUAAAACAUUUGUACCUAUAAUAGAAUUAUGUUGGUAUUUGUAAUUAUAUUUCUGCCAUAAAAAACUUGGUAAAUAACCAAAGAGAAGAGAGGCAAUAGAAAAAAAUUCAUUGUACUAUUUCAUUGUGUAUACGGAGCAUUCAGAAAAGGGUAUAACACUUCAGAUGUUUUUGUGAAUAGAAUGCUGGUCUCUGAGCCAUGCCAACCAUAUGAAAACCAAGGGCUUGGUGGACUCCUGAGAUGUUACCGGCAUCCAGCUUGAUCAGCUGCUCCUUAAGCUGAGAUUCUGAAACCCAUAUCACCUAGGGAGCUUUCACAACACAGGCUAUUGGACCCUGUCCUUGACCCAUAAAGUCUCUAGAUGUGGGACAUGGAUUCUGCACAUUCACUUAGCUCUCUCCCCAGAGGUUCUUAUCUAAGCCACCAGGACACUGGGCACUUGGGAAUCACUGCAAGACAUAAGCAACAGGUUCCAGCCCCCUGUCUGUAGUUAAAGAGGUGCCUGCCUUUGUUAGUGGUGGCCGCGCUCAGCUGCCGCGCUGCUGCUCUACCCAGAGCCACUGCACUUUUCUUGCCCUUAAGUGAAUGCUUGUCUUCCAAGAAUCAUUUCUCUGUGAGCCGAUCUUAAAGAGACAGCCCUCUAAUUGACUUGGGGCUGGCCAAAGGGAGGCAAAGGAGUUUUAAUUUUUUUACAUUUUGAAAUGACUAUAGACUCACAAGAAAUUGCACAAAUAGAACAGAGCAGUCCUGUGUAUGAUCACCAUUUCUCCAGGGCUCCUAUCUUACACUACAGUAUAAUAUCAAAACCGGGCAACCAACAAUGGCAGAGGUGUCAUUUUAUCCUGUGCAUCGUAGAUCUGUGUGACUGGCACCACAAUCAAGACAAAACUUUUCCAGCACCACAAAGACCUGCCUUGGGCUAUAGCCCUUCAUAGUUCCAUCUGCUCCCUUGCUCCCCACCAUCCCUAACUCCUGCCAUCCGGCAUCUAGGUAUGUGUGUGUAUAUAUAUGUAUUUCCCUUCCUCCCUUCCUUAAUCCCUCCCUCCCUUCCUUUCUCUCUCCUUCCCUCCUUUUCUCUUUUCCCCUCUUUUCCUUCCUUCCUCCCUCCCCCCCUCUUUCUAGUAACAGCUUCAUCGCUGUUGCCAUGUGGUUUUAUCCUAAGAUCUGAGGUGGAUGGGGAGGAGGCGUACUGCCUGUGUCACGUUCUCAACUGGCCCAGGGGCAGCAGAGUGUUAAGAAUGUGUGUUCUAGAGCCAGACAGCCUGAGUUGGAAUCCUGGCUCUGCCCUUCCCUUGCUGCACGAACUCAGGCAAGAACUUCACUGUGCCUCUGCUGCCUCGUCUCAAAACAGUAGUACCCACCACACAGAGCUGCUGUGGGGGUUCAGAGAGUCAGUAAUCUGUGGACAGGAUCUAGACUAUGACCUAUUCUUCUAUAAGUGCUCGAUACAUGUAUGAUUAAUAAAUUCCUGGUAUAUGACCUCCGGGGUGUUGUCUAGGAACUUAUAUUUAAAAAAAAAAAAAAAUCCUCGAUGACUGAUUAACAGCCAGAUUUGGGAAACACUGAAGAGGAGGUGUCUCCUCUUCCUCUGCUCUUAGGAGUUUUGGCCAACC
This is a messenger RNA of Hippopotamus amphibius kiboko, 3424 nucleotides long. It is a transcript of the gene PPIL6, whose product is annotated as peptidylprolyl isomerase like 6. NCBI's taxonomy places the organism in Eukaryota, Metazoa, Chordata, Mammalia, Artiodactyla, Hippopotamidae. The record is from RefSeq and is a predicted model, not a curated record. Gene Ontology annotation, molecular function: peptidyl-prolyl cis-trans isomerase activity. Gene Ontology annotation, biological process: protein peptidyl-prolyl isomerization. The transcript is spliced from 9 exons. Bases 390 to 1313 code for a protein of 307 amino acids.